Corticium candelabrum is the source of this 2976-nucleotide messenger RNA. Its product is annotated as PHD finger protein 12-like. Gene Ontology annotation, biological process: negative regulation of transcription by RNA polymerase II. Gene Ontology annotation, molecular function: protein binding; transcription corepressor activity. Gene Ontology annotation, cellular component: Sin3-type complex; nucleus. The record is from RefSeq and is a predicted model, not a curated record. The transcript has 14 exons. Bases 199 to 2799 code for a protein of 866 amino acids. Lineage: Eukaryota; Metazoa; Porifera; Homoscleromorpha; Homosclerophorida; Plakinidae.
CUUAGCUUCUGUGGCAUUUUCAUGUUUGUCUCGUGCUCCUGCUCGCGCGGGACACAUUGCAGCUCUUCAUCUGCCGUCGACAGUAGAGCGUGAGUGUCAGGCGGAGUAUUCAAGUUGAGCGUUGAGGGUGGGGCCCUCAUUUGGGAAUCAGUCGUCCACCACAAACGAAACAAGCCUACGACGUUGUACUGGCGGCUAAUGAGUGUCACUACCAUGAGUGAUACGAUGAUAAACCCGGGAGAUCUAAUGGAGAGAAUACAGACAAUCAUUGCUCCUCCCCGCUGCGAGGAAAAAACGCGUGGGAGAAAGGCGGCGUCCACCUGUUCGCCGAUGGUCUACACGAGAGUGAGCAAGGGCAGGAGCAGUAACCAUGAUAGAUGCGACGGUUGCAAGGAGGGUGGCAAUCUUGUGUGUUGUGACCGAUGCCCAGCUGCCUUCCAUCUCUCCUGCUGUGAUCCUCCUAUCGAGCCAGGCAGCCUUCCGACCGGCGAAUGGCUUUGCAGGAGAUGCAAUCCGCCUCGACUUUCUAGUGACCUUCAUGUUGUCAAGCCGUUUCGCAUGUUGGUGGAGAGAGAGAUGAGAGAGAAUCCGGCGUCGUUCUCUCUGCCGCCGCAUCUUGUGUCCAACUCGCAUCUAGCUUUGGGUCCGAGAAAGAGGAGGAAAAGCGGGGAGGAGAGCAAACCUGCUAAGCAUGCCAGAAGUGAUCACAAGGAGGUGAGACAACCCGAUUAUUUGGUGAAUGAUCACACUACUAAGAGAUUCUGUGUACAGUGCAGUCGGACAUCUCGUGUUGCUCCUCUUCUACAGUGCAGUUUCUGUCCGCUCUCUUAUCACAUGGAUUGUUUAGAACCUCCUCGUACCUCACCCCCUCUUGGCAGCUGGAUGUGCCCUUGCCAUGCAGAGCAUCUUCAUCCCGACUUUUCGUCUGAAUUGUUGUCAACAAAGGAGACACUUUUAGAUACGAUAAAACAUGGCUUCAACGAGCAUACAGUGAAGAUCGAUUUUUUAGACAAAGUUCACAGGAUGAACCACUAUGGCAGGAGAGUGGCUCACACAAAACGUAGAAGUUUUCCAAUUCCUUCCUCAAUCAAACAUUUGUAUAAGUCUCCUUGUCUUCCUCAUGCUCAAAUGUCAGUCCCGUCGUUUGCUGAACUUUGCGAGGCAGCUCGUGAGGCAAGGAAUCCAGCCAAUGCUCUUCAGUCGUUGCAGAGAAUUUCAUAUGAUCAGUCUGCUGUGGAAGCUCAGAGACAACAAGAUGAGUGGCUGAGAUCAGUCAUUCAUCUCCAAAGUGACAUCACUCGUUUUCUUUCUCUUCCUCCUGUUGUUCGACGAAGUAUGACACACCAACGCGACAGUCUGUCAGACAGUGAUAAAUCUUAUCGUAUCUCUCCUUCAACAUCAGACAUUCUGUCAUCCAAAACAGACAGAAGAAAUUCAAUUAUUAAUCAUCCAAUUGAGAAUGGCGUGUUAUCGGACUCGGAAGAAUUAGGCGAUGACAAUCGUCACCACAUGUCACAGAGAGGAAACGGUAAGGCGUACAACAAGUUAAACGUGAACGACUGGAGUGAUAGAAACGGUCAUGAAAACAGCCAUGAUAUCGACAUUGAUGUACUAGUUGAAGAAAUGUCACACAAAGAAAACAUAAAACAAGCAAACUCUCACAAAGCUGUUCUACUGGAUCAUGGUUGUUAUGCAUUGCCCAAUUUGUCACUGCUAGAUGCAGACUUGGUCCAAUUACUUGCACAACAAAGACUGCAGCAGCUUCUCUCUACGAAGUCUGAAUCUUUGAUUAAUAAAUCAGUAUUGCCAUCAAAUGCAGAGUCAACUGCCAACAAAAAUGUGUCACAGCAAGAGCUAACAGCAACAGACGUGUUGACAAGAUGCCAUGCUGUCUUCUGCCCUUUGGGAUGUGCUGGUAGACUAUAUCCCAUGAGAAAGAGGGUCGUCACUCUUGGAUCAAGUCAGAGUUGUGACGUCUCGCUUUGUCACUUGACAUCAUGCAGUCGAUUAUCAGAGAGACAUGCCUGCGUCAUAUACAACAAGUCUAUUGCACAGUUUGAAUUAAUAAACUACAGUGAGUAUGGUACAUUAGUUGAUGGAAUCUUCUAUCUCUCAACUCACUCGAGUGAGCAGAGAACACCAGACUGCUCAUUGCCCGCAACGUUUACAACAGACACUGUGAAGGCACUUGGCGAUGGCCCUCGUGCAAGUCGUGCGCAGAAACGUAUAGAGAUGACAAGAAGUAAAUGGAAAGAUAGCAGUCGGACAACCACGUUUCUUGCUUCGUUACUAAAGAUGUCAGGCAAAGAGGGUGGUGUCCACGUCGGGAUAAGCAACACAGUGACGACAGCGAAAGACUCUCCUUCUGUUGUGCAGGCGCAGGCAAGUUCUGGGAGCUGCAGGUCUCACAAAGACUCGCGCAUAAAUAGUGAAAGAACUGUUGAGAGAGUGGCAGGUGUUGUGGAUGUGAGUAAGUUAGAACUGAGGCAUAAUCUACGUCCGCGUGUGAAAAAUGACGGUAGUUUGCAUGGUCAUUGGGAUCGUUCGAAACGAGGGGAAACGGGUAGUGGUCAACAGACGGGCAGAAAAGAUUGUUGUGGAGAUGGUUUGGUGAGAACUAUUGACGGCGUUUGUUGUGGCUGUGCUAGAUUUCAGCCAUCGAAUAGUGAUGAUGGAUGGAGCGGUUCGGCUCCUCUGUUUCAUGGCUCGUUGAUUAGGAUCGGUUGUGUUCAGUUGCUGUUGAGUGUUACUGGACAACCGGGACAUGCCGAACUUGUACAGUCGAUUGUGAAGCUUUGACAAUGAUGUGAUGGAACUAUUCUAUGCUCUUCAUAAGUCAUUGGCAAAACGUUUGCUAUUCUGUGAGUAACGAUCAAUGCUGGCAUGCAGCGUCAAACUGUAAUUACGUGAAAUAAUGUACCAAGUACACAGUAUUUUUGCAAUUUCUGUUUGCUCAAUAAAGCAACUUGAAUACAA